Molecule: messenger RNA, 1591 nt
Organism: Panicum virgatum (switchgrass)
Lineage: Eukaryota; Viridiplantae; Streptophyta; Magnoliopsida; Poales; Poaceae
Product: probable cation transporter HKT7
Exons: 5
Coding region: 1-1500 (499 amino acids)
Biological process (GO): monoatomic cation transport; transmembrane transport
Cellular component (GO): plasma membrane
Molecular function (GO): monoatomic cation transmembrane transporter activity
Source: RefSeq, a predicted model, not a curated record
AUGGCCGGAGCACACAAGAUUGGCGAGCUCUUGGACCGGUGCUCGGCGGCCGUGCACGUCUUCUACUUCGCCGCCAUCUCCUGCGUCGGGUGGGGGCUCCUCACGGCGCUCAAGGUGCGGGCGCCGCACAGGAGGCCCUGCGGCAUCGACAUGUUCUUCACCACCGUGUCGGCCGCGACGGUGUCGAGCAUGUCCGCCGUCGAGAUGGAGGUGUUCUCCAACGGCCAGCUCCUGGUCCUCACCGCGCUUAUGUUCAUCGGCGGCGAGGUGUUCGUGUCGCUCGUGGGGCUCGCGUCCAAAUGGUUCCAGCUGAGGGAGCAGAUCAGAAACAGAUCGCGCGUCGACAGCCACGACGACGUCGAGCUCGAGACGCCCACGACGCCGGCCGCUGGCGCCGAGUAUAGCACCCCGGUAGCAACCACGGCCACCGAAGCAGAGUCUAGCACCCCGGUGGUCGACGAGAAGAUGCUGCAGCACGAUGCGGUGCGCUUGCUGUUCUACGUCGUCCUGGCCAUCCUCCUCGUGGUGCACAUCGUGGGCGCCGUCGCCGUGGCGGCGUACAUGCACGCGGCGCCCGGCGCGCGGCGGACGCUGAGGCGCAAGGCCCUGGACGUGUGGACCUUCGCCGUGUUCACGACGGUGUCCACGUUCUCCAACUGCGGGUACAUGCCGACGAACGAGAACAUGAUAGUGUUCAAGCGGGACGUGCCGCUGCAGCUGUUGCUCGCGCCGCAGGCGCUGGUGGGCAACACGCUGUUCCCGCCGCUGCUGGCCGCGUGCGUGUGGGCGACGGGGCGCAAGGACCUCGCGGAGGUUGCCAAGAAGGGCAGGGAAGCGACGGGGUACCACCUGCUCGAGGCGCGGCGGUGCUGGAUGCUGGCCGGGACGGUGGUCGGGUUCAUCGCCGUGCAGGCGGCGCUGGUCUGCGCCAUGGAGUGGGGCAGCGCGCUGCAGGGGCUGAGCGCCGGGGAGAAGGUGGCGAACGCGUUGUUCCUCGCCGUGAACUCCCGGCACACCGGCGAGGCUACCCUCGACCUCUCCAAACUGGCGCCCCGUCCUCGUCUCUUCGUCCUCGUGAUGUAUCUACCUCCAAACACAACAUGGUUUCCAUUUGGAGAUAAUUCAACCACAAGGGAUCAUUCCACGAAGAGCCAGGGAAUCGGGUUUCUCGAGAGCACAGUUUUGUCACAACUCUCCUACCUGACAGUCUUUGUCAUCGCCAUCUGCAUCACUGAGAAGAGAAAGCUCAAAGAAGAUCCCCUCAACUUCAAUGUGCUCAGCAUUAUCGUCGAAGUCGUCAGUGGUUAUGGAAAUGUGGGUUUUUCAAUGGGCUACAGCUGCAUCAGACAGAUCAAUCCUGACCAACUUUGUACACAUAGAUGGACUGGUUUCGCCGGGAGGUGGAGCGAAUCUGGCAAACUCAUACUAAUUAUUGUGAUGUUCUUUGGGAGGCUUAACAGGUUCAGCAUGAAAGGAGGCAAAGCUUGGAAGCUUGGUUAGAUGCAGCACCUGAUACAUUGCAUGUUCCUGCGGUUCUGGAAUCCGAUGAAGAAUCCAUAAGGUCGUAAAACAAAGAAGAAAUGACUAUGUG